AUGGGAUUUACCGCCGUUUGGAUCACGCCCAUCGCGAAGCAGCUCCCACAGUCGACCAGCGAGGGAACGGGCUAUCAUGGCUACUGGCAACAGGACAUGUAUGUUCAGUUCCGAUUCAAGCAGGGUUUACAGAGACUCAAUGAUGAUAGAUAUGAUGUGGACGAACAUCUCGGGACGGCUGAUGAUGUCAAGGCGCUGUCAAAGGCCUUGCACGAUAGGGGGAUGUACUUUAUGCUUGACGUCGUUGCCAAUCAUAUGGGAUACAACGGCCCUGGUAGUUCGACUGACUUCACCACCUUCAACCCCUUCAACUCGGCCUCCUACUUCCACUCCUACUGCCAGAUCAGCAACUACAACGACCAAACUCAGGUUGAGAACUGCUGGUUAGGAGAUGAUACUGUCUCUUUGACUGAUCUUUACACGCAAAAGACUGAGGUCCGGACGAUCUGGUAUGAUUGGGUCAAGGAUCUUGUUAGCAAUUACACUGUCAAGCAUGUCGAAAAGGACUUUUGGCAGGGGUACAGCCAAGCCGCCGGAGUCUAUACGGUGGGCGAGGUCCUUCAUGGCGAUCCAGCGUAUACCUGCCCUUACCAGGGAUAUAUCGACGGCGUGAUGAACUACCCUAUCUACUUUCAACUUCGCGAAGCAUUCAAGUCCUCCAGCGGAAGUAUUGCUAACCUGGUUAACAUGAUCAACUCGGUGUCCUCGAGCUGCCAAGACCCGACUUUGUUAGGAAGCUUUAUCGAGAAUCAUGAUAAUGCUCGAUUCCCUAGUUUCACUUCUGAUAUGUCCCAGGCGAAGAGCGUCAUCGCCUAUGUCUUCUUCGCCGAUGGAAUCCCUAUUAUUUAUGCCGGCCAGGAACAACACUAUGCAGGCGGGGAGGACCCUUAUAACCGCGAGGCUCUCUGGCUUUCAGGCUACUCCAAAGACUCCGAGCUGUACAAAUUCAUUUUGACGGCAAACAAGAUCCGAAAGCUUGCGAUCUCCAAGGAUUCGAAUUAUCUAACCGCCCGGAACAAUGUCUUCUAUACCGAUAGCAAUACGAUUGCAAUGCGUAAAGGCUCUGGUGGCUCCCAGGUGAUAACCGUCCUUUCCAACUCGGGCUCGAAGGGCGGUUCGUACACGCUCGAUCUCUACAACCACGGGUACAGCUCUGGCACUGCACUGGUCGAGGUGUACACGUGCUCCUCCAUCCAAGUGGGAUCAAAUGGCAACAUCCCUGUUCCGAUGGUAUCAGGGCUUCCUCGGGUCCUUGUUCCGGCCUCCUGGGUCAUGGGGAGCGGGCUGUGCGGAAGCUCAUCAAGCACUACCCUGACUACUACCACACGAACCACUACGUCCACGGGCUCCGCGAGCUCAACGAGCGCUUGCACAUCGGCUACUGCGCUUCCGAUUACGUUUAACGAGAAGGUGACGACCUCGUAUGGGGAGAGCAUCUUCCUUGUUGGGUCUAUUCCUCAGCUGGGGAAUUGGAACACAGGAAAUGCAGUCUCUCUUUCUGCGAGCGGGUAUACUUCCACAAAUCCCGUCUGGAGCGUAACGGUAAAUCUUCCUGUGGGAACCUCCUUUCAAUAUAAAUAUCUCCGGAAGAACCAAGAUGGCUCAGUGGUCUGGGAGAGCGAUCCAAAUCGGUCCUAUACUGUGGGGAGUUCUUGUGCCGGGGCUGAGGCGUCGGCGAGUGAUUCAUGGAGGUGA
Molecule: messenger RNA, 1695 nt
Organism: Aspergillus terreus NIH2624
Lineage: Eukaryota; Fungi; Ascomycota; Eurotiomycetes; Eurotiales; Aspergillaceae
Product: alpha-amylase A precursor
Exons: 6
Coding region: 1-1695 (564 amino acids)
Biological process (GO): carbohydrate catabolic process
Molecular function (GO): starch binding; calcium ion binding; alpha-amylase activity
Source: RefSeq, a predicted model, not a curated record